Stylonychia lemnae is the source of this 3792-nucleotide messenger RNA. The record is from the annotation of a GenBank genome assembly. Lineage: Eukaryota; Ciliophora; Spirotrichea; Sporadotrichida; Oxytrichidae.
AUGAAAUUGAAUUACGAUAUGUCUGAUGAUGAUGAAAAUCUACCCGAUUUGAAUCUAUCCGACUUAGAUGAUGCAUCUCCUGUAGGAGAAGAGAGAACAAAUACAUUCUAACAGAAUAGCCAGCCUGAUAACUGGAUUUUGAAGAAGCAAAAUAAAAGUGAUUAAAAUGAUUUGCUGUCCUAAAAUUACUAGAUACCUAAAGAUUCAUUAGAAGAUGACGAUUUUGAUCAGUAGUAUAGAAUAGAAGAUCUAAUUCACAGAGAUUAGGCUAAUUAAUAGAACAUUCAAAAUAAAAGAUUUGUUCCACCAUCAAUUGAAAACUAUCAUAGCAACAUAAAUCUAAAAGGGCCUAAAAUCUAUAAAGGUGAAGGCAAAUUUAAUAAAGACAGCAAGCCAGCAAUGACUCCCUCACUUUAAAUAGAUUAAGGACAUUCUGUUUACUUUCCAUUUACUCCAUAUCAAUGCUAAAAAGAUUUCAUGGGUAAAGUUAUCAAGGCCUUAAAUCAAAAUGAAAAUGCAUUACUUGAAAGUCCUACUGGAACUGGUAAAACUUUAUCACUCUUAUGCGCCUCACUUGCCUGGCUAACAUAACAGAGGGAAAGAGCAAUGAUAGACAAAUCCAAUCCAGAUAUUCCUCGCAUUAUUUAUACUUCUAGGACUCACUCCUAAUUAGCUUAGGUGUAAAGAGAGCUGAGAAAUACAGCUUACAACCCCAAAUCUAUCAUUAUUGGUUCUAGAGAUCAUCUAUGUGUGCAUCCUGAGAUUAAACUUCUAAGAGGCAAUGCUUUGAAUGUGGCUUGUAAGAAAGCUUAAAAAUCAUUAGAUCCUUGUGCAUAUGGAAAGAACAGAGAAUAAGCUCUGAAGACUUUGAAAUGGGAGCCUUAUGACAUUGAAGAAUUGCAUAAUAUGGCUGUUAGCUAGAUUUUCUGUCCCUACUUUGCCAGUAGAGAUAGAGUUAAUGGCGCUGACAUCAUCUUCAUGCCCUAUAACUACCUGAUUGAUGAAAAGAUAAGAGAGAACUUUGAUGUAAACUACAAAGGAUCAGUGAUCAUUUUCGAUGAGGCUCAUAAUGCUAGCAGCACAGCAGAAGAUGUAGCAAGUUUCGAAAUAGUUGAAAAAGUGCUAGAAUAGUCAAUAAUUGAACUUUAAAAGCUGGAGGAUGAGAAGAGAAUAUAGGAAGACACUAUCAACUUUAAGUCAAAUGAUGAGGAAAUAGCUAACUUACUUUAAAUGACAAAGCAGUUUCAAAGAUAUCUCGAUAAUUUCGACAUGGAUCAAAGCAAAGUCAAAAAUUUCAGAAUUGAUUAGUCAUAUCUUAAGGAGGGAUCAGUCGUUAUGCCAGGCAGAGAAAUCUUUGAAAUAUUCACAAAAGGAACUUCAAUCGACUAUUUGGAUAGAGUUAAUCAGGAGUAGAAGUCUUCAAAUAUUUUUGCAGGUUGGGAUAAAUUCCAAACAGCAUUUGACAAUGUUCUAAAUGAUAUAGCAACUCUUCAAUAAUAUCAAGUUAGAAACUCACUCGAGGUUUGGUAUGAUAUUCUGAAGAAAUUGAUUCGUUUGAGAUUUAAAAAGAAGCCUGUCGGAAAAUCAACAGACAUGCACCUAAUUUAAGAAAAGCCAGUUGAAAGCGUCAAUUAAGAUAUAGACGAUUUUUACGUCUACAUAUUUGAUGAAGAAGAGGAGGGGAGUAACUAACUGUAAUUCAAUGCUAAAAAGAAGAAAAAUAGUGGGAUAUUCGUUUAGAAGAAUUAUCAAAGGAAAUUAGCUUUUUGGUGCUUUAAUGCUGGUAUCGGAUUCAGAGAGAUACAAGAAUUAAUGCCCAGAUCAAUCAUUUUGACCUCAGGUACUCUAUCUCCUUUGAACUCCUUUUAAGCUGAAUUGUAACUGCAAUUCAAUUAAAGGCUUGAAAAUCCACAUGUCAUUAGCCCAGAAUAGGUUUCAAUAAACAUUUUGUCUAGAGGAGUUAGAGAUAGCUAGUUUAAUUUUUCAUUUUCAAACAGAGAUAAUGAGCUUUCAUUGAUUGACCUGGGUUUGACAAUAGCUAAUGUUGCUUCAGUUACUCCUGGAGGAAUGCUCGUAUUUUUUCCAUCUUAUCGAGUACUAUAAAGAUGCGAAGAAAUUUGGAAUAACAAUAAUGUAAAAUCUGCAAUAGAAAAGUAGAAAAAGCUAUAUAUUGAACCCAAAGAUUCUUCAAAGUACUAGUCAACGAUGGAUGCCUUUUAUAAAGCAAUAUUUAACAAAAAAUAGAACGAAAAAACUAAUGGUGCUAUUUUAAUGGGCGUCUGUAGAGGCAGAAUAUCUGAAGGUCUUGAUUUUUCUGAUAAUGCAGCAAGGUGUGUUAUGGUUGUUGGUAUUCCUUAUCCUUAAAUGACUGAUGCAAGAGUAGUGUUGAAGAAAGAUUAUUUAGAUAAGAGAAUAAGUUAAAAUAGGAUGACUGGAUCAAACCCUGAAUUUCAAAGCUUAUCUGGGAAAGAUUGGUACUCAUAAUAAGCUACAAGGGCUGUUAAUCAAGCUAUUGGAAGAGUCAUUCGUCAUGUUCAAGAUUAUGGAUCCAUUAUCUUGGUUGAUGAAAGAUAUAACUGGGGAAACAUGAGAGCAGCUAUAUCUAAAUGGUUGAGGGAUAGAUUAAGACCUCAUAACAAAUUCAUCGAAUUAUAAGGGACAUUAAAGUCAUUUUUUGAAGAAAUGGGAAAAAGAAAGUUUAAAGCUAAGGUUGAAUAAUUAGCCUAAAUAUAAUUGGAAAUCGAUGUGGAUUAAAGUAAGCUAUAUUAGUAUUUAAACUUAUUAAUAGAUUAGAAAAAGUAGAGUGCUUCAUCAUCACAAGAUGAAGAGUCAAAAAAUGGAGUUCUAGGAUUUAUGAAUCAAAUUGGAUAGAAUAAGCCUAGUAAAAAUACAGCUGAGACUAACAAUAGAGCUACAGCAAUAUCCAAAUUAUUUGAAAAGUCCAAGAAUGCUACGAACAAGAAUUAAAAGAGAACUUUAGCUGAUAUUAAUGAGUCGUCAGAUGAACCUUAAAAAAUAAAGAUGAGGUUUACAAAGGAUGAAGUGAAAUAAACAGAUAAAUAAAAUACAGUUAUGAUAGAGCAACAGCCAAUCAUAAAGAAGAACCCAUUUGGAUUUAUAGAUGAUGACAAUGAUGAUUUAUUAGAUAUAUUAGAGAAAACUAAUCUUAGAAAGUAAAACACAGUACCUGCCUAGCAUUUAGAAUAAUAAAAUUUUGGGUUAGGAUUAGGAUUGUAAAUGAGAGAAUCUAAAAAGAGAGGUAAUGACUAAGCUAAUAGUCAUCAUUCUCUGGUGACUUAAAUUGAUUCUUAUUCCUAUAAAGCAACUAAGAAGAUAAAUUCAACAACAGUCUCAAGAUUAGAGGAAAAGCAAAUUGUGUAAGCCUAGAACUAAUCUAAUCAAUCAAUAAUGAAUAGUUCCUUCUUAAAUGAUUCUAAGAUGAGCAAUAGUGAACCUGCUAGGCCUAAAAAUACUGGUAUUUAUUCAAGCAGCAGUAGUGCUACAAAAGAUGAUUCAGUUAAGAAUAAAUUCAACUUCCUUAUAUCAGGCUUUAAAAAAUUCUUGACUGAUUAGCAGCUAUAACAGGUCAUCAAGGUAAUUCCAAAACUUAAAAAUGCUUAAGAGAUGCCGAAUGUGUUUACCCAGAUUAAAGAUAGUUUAUUCAAUGGAAAGAGAGAUUUGAAAGUUGAUAAAAGUUAUUAAGAUAAAAUGGUAUUGCUUGAGAGUCUAGGGAGUUUCUUAAGUUCCGACAAAUAAGAAUAAUUUAAGGGAUUAAUGGCUGGCAUUGCAUGA